Cladophialophora immunda is the source of this 2553-nucleotide messenger RNA. RefSeq lists its product as uncharacterized. The transcript has a single exon. The record is from RefSeq and is a predicted model, not a curated record. NCBI's taxonomy places the organism in Eukaryota, Fungi, Ascomycota, Eurotiomycetes, Chaetothyriales, Herpotrichiellaceae. Bases 1220 to 2230 code for a protein of 336 amino acids.
CCGUGGACUCUUCGGGCAAAGUUCUUGAAGUUGUCGAACUGUCGGUUACUGAGGCCAAGCUUUUCCUGCACUUGAGCGGGAGAGUCUCGCAGCCUGAUGGGCGUUGUGCUCAUAUCGAAGUCGAAUCGGAAUCUGCGAGUCCAGCGGUACGACAGAAGGGAAGAGGUCAGCAAAUGGACAACACAGAAAGAAUUCGGCCUACAAUGGAUGACCCAGGACCCUCGAUGUCUUUUCAGCCUGACUCCAAAUUGGAAUUCCGGAGGAAAGGACAUAGCCGUCGCUUGUCACGGUGACCAAGUUUCUGCACUGGCACUCCUGCCCAAGUGCACUAUUCUCCCACUACGCAUUUUUGCGAGUCCUCUUACCAAAAGCUGCCCCUCCAAUUGGGCUCUGCCCCACCGCCGACGUGCCAAGCAGCCAGGGAGCAACGGUGGACACUGUCAGAGGAAUUCCAUAAUCGGGUUCCUAGCCGUUGUGAGCCAGCCUACAACAGAAUGGGUUACCCGUAUGCGGCGCCGGAUGGCCAGGGAGGUCCCAAGCCUCGAGCAGUUCAGGCUUAAGGAAGCUAGAGCCCUUCAGGAGCCCGGCUGAUGGCGUAGACCGCUUGGGGGUUGGCUUGACGGAGACACGAUGGGCUUUCCCCGUCCCCUUUGCCGUUGAGCCGUUGAAGCCAUCUUGGGAAGCACGGACUUUUUUCACCAAUCGCUGCCCGGGCGGUCAACGGGUCAGGCUGACAGCGAAACGCUAGGCCGCCCCCUGCUCGGUAUAUCGUUUCAUGAUCGCCCAGACCACUUCUUCAGGGCCUUCUGAUUCGCAAGACCUGUUCCAGUUCACACAACCUCCUUCAUGAAGCGUCGCAGGAUCAUCGCGCGACCAUUUGCAAUCCAGGCACGCUUCUGAUACAGGGCGCGACACAUCAACAACAUGAAUUCCGCAACGUCGCCCGACUGCUACUCUUCUUGUCCCUUCUCUCUCUCUCUCUCCCCCUCUCUUGUUUGCUUUUUUCUUGACCGCACUUUGCUUGACGACUUGCGCAGUGGAAUCUGCUGCACUGGUUUGCCUCUUUGGCCUCGAAUAAUCUCGCUGGCGAGAGACUUUCCUGUUUUCUCUUCCUCGUGACGACUUUUACGAUCUGACGCCCAUUCCACGCCUGCAUUAAGAGAUUGGUUUUAUUACGAAGUACGACACCUGUCAGCACCUUGAGCGUCGACUAGAAAAGAUGCUCGGCUCCAAAACCCUCAUUUUGACUUCAACUUACCCCGCCGACCUCUCACCGCCACCCACUAGUCGUCGCUACCGCUUACGCCGACGCUUCAUCACAGCACUGCAUCUCGUGAGCCUGCUGGCCAGCUUGAUCGCCCUUUCACUUUUUUCUGCCGCUAUCCCCCGAUGGAACGCCAAUUUCUUCCAUAAUACAGGGCCUAACCGGGGCGACUGGACCGAUGGCAUGCCUCUCGGACCCCUGGUAUUCGCCUUCCUCUAUCACGCGAUUGUCCUGCUUCAGGGCCGCAUGCAAAAGAACUCACGAUCGACGGGGGACUCGAGUCAUCGCCCCUCGAUCUCCCGACCCUCCCUGAUCAUCCACACAUGCGCCCCCAUGCUUGUGCUGCUCAGCCUUCUUCCAGCCCUGUUCCUCGCAGGCUACGGCUCUUUGUUUCGGCUCUGGCAGCCCGCAGUCCACACGCAGUCGGGGAUCCUCGUUUGCAACAUGCUGAAUAUUUUUGCUCGGGAAUGUGAGCCCACGCUCUACGACAUCGGUAGCCUCCAACUUGCCGGCAUCACAUUCGGCACGGUUGUGUGGAUCUUGCAUUUUGCCUUGUUGCUGGUGAGCCUCCGUGACAUCAGGCGCUGCAUGCUCGUCAAGCAGCUCCAGAGGGAGAAGAUCGCGCAGUAUGCCCGGAGCGAGCGGAGCUACUCCCGGGGAAGCAGACAAGGCUAUGCCAGUCGACAUGGUCCCACUACUCGAAGCCAUGGCUCGGGAGACCACAGCAGUGCCUGGCCCCAACAUGUGCAUUCAGACCGAUACCGAGGAGGCGGCUCCAGGGCUAGCUUAAACUCUAAGCCUGCGCUGGGGUCGGGAUCAAGAAGCAAUUCGCUUAACAGGAAGCCUAGCGACAGCCAGCACCGCACGUCAGCCACAAAGGCGAGAGAGCACCAGCAGGAGGUGCCUAUCUGUUUGGUUCAGGCGCCCGAUGAAACACACCCACCCGUGUCACUCCGGUAUACGUGAUGGCUCGGCUGUUUGACUCCCUGCGCCGGCGCCUUGUUGAUGGAACUUUUGUAGUGGUGCGCACAGGCGUUGCAAGAUGAACGACGAGUCAGUGUCGAUUUAGGGCUCGUUCGAGAGUUGGAAUUACGAGGAGACGAUUGGAAGCGAUGGCAAUGAGCAGUAAUGACGCAUGGGGUGUGGUGGUGUUCGCUUGCCUGUCCGUCUGACUAUUGCUCCCACCACUGAUCCUUUUUUUUUCUUCUCCCUUCUGCGAACGCUGUGGAUCCAGGACCAAGAAAAGAUACCCCCCGUAACAUACAAGGAAGUGACUCGUACCUUUGGAA